Molecule: messenger RNA, 4551 nt
Organism: Biomphalaria glabrata
Lineage: Eukaryota; Metazoa; Mollusca; Gastropoda; Planorbidae
Exons: 10
Coding region: 197-3403 (1068 amino acids)
Molecular function (GO): protein binding
Source: RefSeq, a predicted model, not a curated record
CCUUUAUCCUCCCGGCACCAAACGAAGUCAGUGAGCGCCUGUGUGGAACUUGGACUGCUCACUUGUGGCUUACCUUGUUGUUUCGAGUUCGCUGUAACGGAGGUUUAGAGCUACCCUCCAGGUUUUAAAUUUUAUAUAAAAAAAAGUUGACCGAAGCCCUUCUUGGACGUAGAACUGACCACUAAGCUAAAGCAAAAUGUCGAACAGGGAAAAGCCAAUGGGGAUGGACAGAGCUCUUCAUUCCAAGGUGUCAGCAAAGUAUGAUUCUGGCAGUGAGUAUGAGGUUAGACAAUGGAUUCAACAGCUUACAGGUCAGGACAUCGGCAGUGGAGCUAUGGAGGUGGAAAAAAGAUUAAGAAAUGGUCAGAUUCUUGUUCAAUUGAUAAACAAAGUUUUUGAAGGCACCCCAAAUCUCCCCCCUGCAUGUCAAAAUGUGAAACUAAAAGGAAACAACAGCCCUCUUCCUUUCAAACAGAUGGAGAAUAUUGAAAUUUUCUUGAAGGGUUGUGAAGCUUAUGGUGUACCAUCCAACAGUCUUUUCCCUACCGCUGAUCUCUUUGAAGGUAGAAACAUGGCUAUGGUCAUUUCGACCAUUCUCCAGCUUGGAACUGAGGCCCAGAGAAAUGGAUUUAAUGGUCCCACUUGUGGUCCUAAACCAUCUGAGAAACAUGUUGUGGAAUUCACUCAAGAGCAGCUCAGGGCUGGCCAGGGAAUUAUUGGUUUGCAGGCUGGUACCAACAAAUGUGCUUCACAAGCUGGCAUGAAAAUGGGUGCCUCAAGACACAUUGCUGACAUCAGAGCUGAUGACAUGGUUAAGGAAGGACAGGGAAUCAUUGGCCUCCAGGCCGGGUCCAACAAGGGUGCAUCUCAAGCAGGUAUGUCCUUUGGUGCUGUGCGUCAUAUUGCUGACAUUCGAGCAGACGAGUCUACUCAAGAAGGUCAUGGAAUCAUCAGCUUGCAAUCUGGCUCCAACAAAUUUGCCUCACAAGCUGGAAUGAUGGGCUUUGGUGCCGUGAGGCAUGUUUCUGAUAUUCGUUGUGACGAGUCCACACCAGAAGGUCAAGGAAUCAUCAGCUUACAAUCUGGCUCCAAUAAGUUUGCUUCACAAGCUGGAAUGUUGGGCUUCGGUGCCGUAAGGCAUGUUUCUGAUAUUCGCUGUGACGAGUCCACACCGGAAGGUCAUGGAAUCAUAGGCCUACAGUCAGGCUCCAAUAAGUUUGCAUCUCAAGCCGGCAUGAGAAUGGGUGCUAUAAGACAUAUUGCUGAUAUCAGGGCUGACGAUGCCAGUGAUGAGGGCAAAGCUGCUUUAAGCCUUCAAUGUGGUACUAAUAAAUAUGCAUCACAAGCAGGCAUGGUAGGAUUCGGUGCCAUAAGAUACAUAUCAGAUAUUAGGGUUGACGAAGCAAGUGAUGAAGGCAAAGCUGCUUUAAGCCUUCAGUGUGGUACCAAUAAAUAUGCAUCUCAGGCUGGAAUGAGCGGCUUUGGUGCCAUUAGACAUAUAUCGGAUAUCAAGGUUGAUGAAGCUACUGAUGAGGGAAAAGCUGUCAUAAGCCUUCAGUGUGGCACCAACAAAUUUGCAUCACAGGCUGGAAUGAGUGGCUUUGGUGCCGUUAGACAUGUAUCUGAUAUUCGAUGUGACGAGUCUACUCUAGAAGGUCAAGGAAUCAUCAGUUUACAGUCAGGCACUAAUAAAUUUGCAACUCAAAAAGGCAUGAGAAUUGGUGCCAUCAGACACAUAGCAGACAUCAGGGCUGACGAUGCCAGUGAUGAGGGCAAAGCGGUCAUUAGUCUACAGUCAGGCACUAAUAAAUUUGCUUCUCAAGCUGGAAUGUUGGGCUUUGGCGCUGUUAGGCAUGUUGCCGAUAUACGUGCAGACAAUGCAUCCCAAGAAGGUCAAGGAAUCAUAGGCUUACAAUCAGGCUCCAAUAAGUUUGCCAAUCAAAAAGGUAUGAGGAUUGGUGCCAUCAGACACAUAGCAGAUAUCAGGGCUGAUGAUGCCAGUGAAGAGGGCAAAGCUUUCAUAAGCUUACAGUCUGGCACAAACAAAUUUGCAUCACAGGCUGGUAUGAGUGCCAUUGGUGCUGUCAGGCAUGUUUCUGAUAUUCGAUGUGAUGAGUCCACCCAAGAAGGUCACGGCAUAAUAGGUCUACAAUCAGGUUCCAAUAAGUUUGCAUCUCAGGCUGGGAUGAGUGGCUUCGGUGCCAUAAGACAUAUAUCAGAUAUCAAGGUUGACGAUGCCAGCGAUGAAGGCAAAGCUACGUUGAGUCUUCAGUGUGGUACCAAUAAAUAUGCAUCUCAGGCUGGAAUGAGCGGCUUUGGUGCCAUUAGACACAUAUCAGAUAUCAAGGUUGAUGAUGCUACUGAUGAGGGAAAAGCUGUCAUUAGCCUACAGUCAGGCACCAACAAAUUUGCAUCACAGGCUGGAAUGAUGGGCUUUGGUGCUGUAAGGCAUGUUGCCGACAUUAGGUGUGACGAGUCUACUCAAGAAGGUCAUGGAAUCUUAGGUUUACAGGCUGGCACCAACAAAUUUGCUACACAGGCAGGCAUGAGGAUUGGCGCACAACGUCAUGUUUCUGAUAUUCGAGCUGACGAUGCUACCAGAGAAGGACAAGGCAUUUUAGGCUUGCAAGCAGGCUCCAACAAAUUGGCUUCCCAGGCAGGCAUGAGGAUUGGCGCACAACGUCACGUUGCUGAUAUUCGAGCUGACGAUGCUACCAGAGAAGGGCAAAGCAUCUUAGGCCUGCAGGCGGGAUCCAACAAAUUGGCUUCACAGGCUGGCAUGAGAAUGGGUGCUAUUCGUCAUAUUGCAGACAUUCGAGCUGAUGAUGCCAGCAAAGAGGGUCAAUCUAUUAUAUCUUUGCAAGCAGGAUCUAAUAAGGGAGCAUCCCAAGCUGGCAUGGCUUUUGGUGCUGUCAGACACAUUGCAGACAUCAGAGCUGAUGACAUGUCGAAAGAGGGACAAAAUGUUAUUGGUCUCCAGGCUGGCUCUAACAAAGGAGCUUCUCAGUCAGGUAUGUCAUUUGGUGCUGUCAGACAUAUUGCUGAUAUCCGUGCUGAUGAUGCCAGCAAAGAGGGUCAAAGUGUCAUCGGCCUGCAGGCUGGCUCCAACAAGGGAGCUUCUCAGUCUGGCAUGAGCUUUGGAGCCGUGCGACACAUUGCUGACAUUCGUGCAGAUGAUGCUUCAAGGGAAGGUCAAACAGUCAUUGGUCUGCAGGCUGGUUCUAACAAGGGAGCUAGCCAAGCAGGCAUGUCAAUGGGUGCCCAGCGCCACGUUGCUGACAUUAAGGUAGAUGAUGUCAGCCAGGCAUCCAAAGCCACCAUCAACUUACAAUAUGGCCAGAACAAAGGAGCUAACCAAUCAGGCAUGAGUUACGGAGGUCGCAGAGACAUCAUGGGCAAUUAAGUGAUUGAGGCUUUAUUUAUACAUCAUUUAAGCACAGGACUUUUAAAAACAAAACAACAAAUUCAAUACUUUAAAUGAAAGGAAAGACAAGAUAAAUGUUGUCAUGAAGGGGAGAUCACACAGGCAUUGUGAUAUUUAAAGUGGUUGUUUUUUUUUUUGUUUUUUUUUAAUUGAAGUUUUUUUUGUUAGUCUUGGUGUGUAAAGAUGUUUUCACUGUCAAGUCAACGGAUUGAAAUGUAUUUGCUGAUUGACAGUAGCUUUCCAUCUAGGAUGAGAUUGAAAGGUCUGUAGAUAAAUGUCAGUCUUCAUCUUGCUUUAUACAGUUUAGAUUUUAAACUGCUGUUUCAAUGUCCCAGAUCUGCCAAAUUAAAAUGCUUUUUAAAAAUUUCAUAUACUAUAAUGCUUAUCCGACUAUAUAAAUAAAAUGUUUUCUCAAAAUAUGCAACAGUGUUGGUAUCUUUGCACCAUAUGAAUGACUCUUGCAGCUUUUCAUACACAAAUUUGGCUCAGUUCCUCUAAGUUUCGAUGAAGUAAAAAGCAUCUCAUCACAAACAUGAACAAAUGAAUAAUUCAAAUGGGUUUAAUAGUAACAACAAAAAAAAUUGUCAAUGUAUGGAUUGAAAUAAAUAUUUGAAAACAAGCGAAUACCAAUUUUGUUUCGUUUUUUUAUUUUUUUUAAUUAUUGUUUAUUGUGUUUAUUAUGAUUCAAAGUAAUCCACGGCAAGUCAAUUGAGAGCCAAAUUUUGUUUAUAUUGUUACCAUUUGUGUCACACAUGAACUGGAAAGUGUUAUUAAUGUACAAAACUUAUGAAUGCAAUGCAAAGAUGAAACAUUUUUUUAGUUGUUUUAAUUAUUUUUAAAGCUUAAAACAUCUGCUUCCAUGACUACAAUGUCUUUUAUUAUUUUAUUUUUUUUAAAGUUAAACAAAUGCAUUUUCUGUUUAGUCUUGGUAGAGAGCAGAGCAUGACAAAGAGAGUUAUAGAACUUUAAGUCUUUUUUUUUUUUUGCUACUUAAUUGGCUAAAGAACCUAUACAUUCUGUUGCUUUGAUUUUUUUUUUCCUGCUGGCUGUAAAUAUUUAUAUAUAUGAUGAUCAUUAUUAUAUACAAAUGCAUACUUUUUUAAGAAAAUAAAAAUAUUUUUUCUCUC